Eruca vesicaria subsp. sativa (arugula) is the source of this 693-nucleotide messenger RNA. Lineage: Eukaryota; Viridiplantae; Streptophyta; Magnoliopsida; Brassicales; Brassicaceae. The record is from the annotation of a GenBank genome assembly.
AUGAGUUCAGAUGAUGAUGAUGAUGACGAGAAGGAGUCGGGAAACAUCAUAGGGGGUACUAGAGAGGGAGCAGUGGUGGUGAACAUCAAUGAAGAAAUCAAACAUGAACAACAAAAAGAAACUACCCAUAACCAUAAAUUCAUUGAGAAACAAGCUUCUCUCCUCUCAUACUCUGUCCCUUUCUUACAAAAGGUUCCAGCUUAUGUGAUAUCACAAGUGAAGGGAUCGACGGUUACGGCGGCGACUUUGCGGCUGUUGUCCGGACUUGAUCAUGACGUUUGCAGCGGGAAACAUGACGUGUUCGUCCGAACAUUGUCGUCCGAAUCGGAUUUUCAGUCGUUUGUGAUCGAGUUUAUCAUCACUUUCUACCUAAUUUUCGUCAUCUCCGGUGUCGCCACCGACAAUAAAGCGAUUGGAGAACUUGCCGGACUAGCUAUAGGGUCAACGAUGCUAAUUAACCCGAUAAUUGCCGGACCGGUGUCGGGAGCUUCGAUGAAUCCAGGAAGAAGUUUGGGACCUGCAAUUGUAUACAACUGCUACAUAGGAAUUUGGAUCUACACAGCGUCUCCAAUUCUUGGUGCGGUUGCGGGUGCAUGGGUCUAUAACACGGUUAGAUAUACCCAUAAACCGUUGCGAGAGAUUACCAAAAGUGGUUCGUUUUUAAAGACCACGCGAAACGGUAGCUCUCGUUAA